AGGCAAAAUAUUGCUGAUAAGUUGUGUCCACCUCCAACUCAUUUUUUUCUCUCUCUCUCUUCGUCCUCUGUACCUCACCGGUCCUGCAGACAUACAUAAUUAAGUUCAGGCCCUCCCCCUCCAUACUCCUCCCUCCCCAGCCAUAUCCAGCACCCCCCACCGUUUAUCUCAUUCAUCAUUUACAAAGACAGAAAAUAAACACACCAUUAAUUACAUAAGCCCGAGUGACCAGCUCAACAAGCCAAACUGCCAUCUACUGUAGCUACCCCAACAAAGGAAGUCUGGAUGGAUGUACGCUGCGGAAACGCUCUCCACUACGGUUCGUCGCUCUGGAUAAGAGCGCCCGCCAAAUGACAGUUAUGUAAAACGUCAUAUAAAAACAGAGGAAAGACGCAAUUAAGGGAGACGGACAGCAACAAAACCGAGGAAUUAAAGAAAGCGGCACAGUCACGGCGCUGUUACCUGAGCCGUAUUUUUAUAUUUAUUUGUCAGUUUUAUUUUGUGCUUUGCUAAAAUAAAAAUAAAAAUAAAAAACACAGAUGUGAAGUAUUCCCCUAUGUUUCUCCCCACACAGUCUACAAAACCAUGCCUAACCAUGCAUAUCCUGCACAACAGACUGUCAUAUUAUAUUCUUUUCAUUUCAUUAUUUAACAACAAUCCACAAUCCACCCUCUCUGUCCGUCUAUUUACGUAAAUGCAAUGUAUGUCUCCACUGCUCUCUGUUUGGCUUCAGUUUUUCUGCCUGACCACUAACUUUUCUCUCCCUCUCUCUCUCUUUCUCUCUGUCUCUGGUUUUCUCUCACUCCCUCUCUUUCUGUCUCCCUCUGUCUCUCUCUCUCUGUGCAGGAUGUGUGGUAUGGACGUGGACCUGGAGGGCGAGGGAGCAGGAGAGGGGGAGGAGGAAGAGAAGGAGCAGGAGGAGGAGUACGACGUCGGGGAGCGCGUGCGGAUGCUGCCCCCGCCAACGGCGCACAGCGGAGCGGGGGUGUGGGGGGCCCGGCGGGGCCCGGCCGGGCGCCUGGUCUGGGGCGCAGGGCUGGCGCUGUGGAACGCGGGCGUGGCGGCCGCGGCCGCGCUGCUCCUGGCCGCCGUGUUCACCCUGGUGCUGCUGCCCGCCACCCUGCUGCUGUCCGCCGGGUUCCUCUGCCACUCGAGGGUGCUGAACUCCCCUCUGCCGCUCUGCGGCUACCUGGACGACAACAGCUGCUCCGCCCUCAUCAUCCUGGGCUUCGUCAUGAUGUCGCCCCUGGUGGUGCUGGCGGCGGCCAUGUUCUGCGGGCUGGUGCGCAGGCUCCGCCUCCUCCUGCUGUUUCAGCCAAUGUCGCGCGCCUGUUACCGUGGCGGUGGCGGCUGGGGCUGGGGCAAGAAUGUUCGGGCCUGGGUCUGACUCUGAGGGCUCCACCCCCCUCCACCCCCCCCCCUCCCCGGUGUUCCUGGAAAGAUGAUGUGUCCUCUGCCGUGUGUUUCACCCAAACUGUAAUUACUAUAGCCAUGUAACUAUUGGACAUUCUGUAUCCAAACCAGGAAGAGUUGACACUGCCCUGUGAUUUAUGAUUUUGGGGUCUCCCUUCUUCUGGUGCCGGAGGGUCACCAUAUGUCACAGAUCACAGGUAAACCACUUUGUUGGCUGGUAGCUUCCUGCUUUGAGCAAAUAGGUAGUUUUACCUUAGACAAUAGUUGACAUUUUCUUGACAAUUGUCUAUUUUAUCAAGUAAACAAAACUUUGUAUCCAGUGCAUCUUUGUCCAAAAGAGUAGGAAAUUGAAACGGUGGGUGUACCAUUUAAUAGUGCUUUUUUAUUUCCUCAGGCGUUAGAAUAUUACCCUACCGCUAUCAGCAAAACCCAUCAGGUAUGGAAAAUCUGUUUAGUGAAUUUGAUUUAAUGGAUUAUUGUUUCAGAUUUUACACUGAGUAGGAAGCUGGUACUUUGUCUAUCAUGGCACAACAAGUAGCUGGGAGAUGGAAAUAAGCUGGUGGAAAUAAUUAGCUGUUUGCACUCGGUUUGGUUUCGUUGCACUUGUUUUGCAUUCUAUUGUAGCUACAGCCUGCACUGAAAAUAUUUCAACAGCAUCCGAGUUAACUCUCUCUUAAGGCGUCUGAAACGUCAAGACAAAUACUGGUGAGGGAUGGAAGGCUAAAAAUACCUUUACAGAUGGAGCAGCUGCUCUUUGUCCAGGAUUUACAAUACAUGUAGCACUUUGCAAAGCUUGGGUUUAACAUAUCACUCAUCUGCACAACCAGAUAUUUCACUGAACCAAUUCAGGUUAUUAAAGUGUCUCUUGAGCACAAUGACACUUUGUAAAAAACAGGACUUGUCCAUGCAACCAACUGAUUAUGGUUUAGCUCCCUUACUAUUAGUCUUCACUGCCUAUCAUUCUACAGGCUCCUGUACAUCGUAGCACAGACGACAACUGAAGCUUUUUUUCGUUCCUGUGCUGUACCUCAUCUACUGGUGCUCAUCUGCAGCUGUCACAACCGACUGUAAUACGGCAUAAAUUCUUCUCAAUUUGUUUGCUGGCUGGCUAGCAUAACAUAAAAAUUAAACAUACAGCUUAAUUGCCUAAUGAAUACAACAAAAUGUGAUGCAUCAUUAAAUACGGCUAAGUCAAUUCCGGUAAUAUAAUCUUAGCAUGAGAAGCUACAGUAAUAUGAAGCCAGUUUAACACGCCCACAGGUUCAGAUGCUAACGGAAUUUAAACGACUCAUCAUAACUUCCAAGCUAAUAAAAAAAAAAAAAAAGAUUAGCCAGCAAGGUUUUAUAAUUAUGAUUAUGUGCUUAUGCAAUAUGUUUUUGAGGGAAUAAAAUCACUCUCUGGGAGAUAAGAAUCCAGGGAGCGCCAAACUACGGGUGGCAUCCGCACAAUUUUUAUUUUACAAAAUAUAAUCCGAUAGGAACAAAUGGAAAAAGCAGAUAUUCCAGCCAACAUUUUUACCACAAGGAGGAAAAAAAGCAUGUCGGUUAUUUAUGAAAGAAAAUGUUCCUGCUGAGAGAAUAAUUUAUGUUGGUUGUUCAAUUUCACAUCCUGGGCUCUCCGUGUUCUUGUCACUUGUCCUACUCUUUUGAAAUACUGCAGAGUGUGGUUAGUUACAACCCCCGUCUGGCCAAAUAUACACAGACAGCCAUGAAUUUGGGCUCAGGCUCAGCUUGGGAAUGAUGGAAACACCAUUUUCUGGUGCAUUGUGGGAUAGCUGAGGUCAGCCUGAGAGAGCCUUCAGAGCUGUAGCACAGGACCAAUGAGAGACGCAGGACUGCUGUCCCUCUGUCCAAUCUGUCUGUCCCACAAACAGGCUCCGCUGCAGCAGGGGCACGCACAGCAUUUAGCUGCACUUAACAGGGGUGCUCACGUCACGGACUGAAGAAAGAGAGCAGCGCUCAUACAGUCAACAAUACUUGUAUUUAUUUGUGUAAUUUAUUUGUAUUUUUAAUGUACUGUACCUACAGUAUGUAUGCACUUUUUUCCCCAAAACUCUGUAGCUGGUGAUUGUAGCAGUCCUGCAUUCAGUCAAAUGUCAUUAAAGAAUGAACAUUUUA
Messenger RNA from Anguilla rostrata (American eel), 3531 nucleotides. RefSeq names its product transmembrane protein 88-like. The transcript has 2 exons. The coding region runs from base 695 to 1387 and encodes 230 amino acids. Gene Ontology annotation, cellular component: plasma membrane. Gene Ontology annotation, molecular function: PDZ domain binding. Lineage: Eukaryota; Metazoa; Chordata; Actinopteri; Anguilliformes; Anguillidae. The record is from RefSeq and is a predicted model, not a curated record.